Molecule: messenger RNA, 1108 nt
Organism: Babjeviella inositovora NRRL Y-12698
Lineage: Eukaryota; Fungi; Ascomycota; Pichiomycetes; Serinales
Exons: 1
Coding region: 254-859 (201 amino acids)
Source: RefSeq, a predicted model, not a curated record
CCGCGGGUACAUCUCCCGCUUCUUGCGCUGGCUCGGCUUGGACAAGCAGAAUACCAUCGACUACAGAUUGGACCAGCAGUUGAUCACAGAGGUUUUCCGCGAGUUACCGUUCUUGAUCACCCCAGUUUCGUUGCGCACCCAGUACGAGAAACAGAAACUCGUGUGGAAAUAUAUCCACGUGAAGUUGUUGAACAACAAGGCGGUCAACGGAGGGGGACAGCACAUCAACCUGGGUAACUUUGAUGUUGAAAUCAUGAAAGAGCGCUUUCAAAAGUGCUUACCAGGCAUCUUGGCUGAUUCGAAAAACGAGUACAUCUUGCAAAAGCACCCAUACGUAUUUGCCUACGAUGAUUACUUGAGCAUCAUUGAGGAAACGUUGGCUGAAAAAUUUGAGUUCAAGGAUAACAGAGAGAACCAGGUGCGGGAGGGGUCUUCCAGGUCCACUGCCAAUACUUUUUCCGCCGCCUAUGUUGCCUCCAGAGACACAGACCGCGACUCCACUGUGAGCUUUGAAUUCGACGCAGAGGAUGCGAAGCUCGAGGAUCCAAUCGAGUAUGAGUUGAGCAACGGCACAGAUACUGUAAAGCCGGAGACCCGUGCGAAGUUGUUGCACUUGAAGACAAAUAUGCAGAUCUUGGAGUUGAUCUCCCGGACCAUCAAGUUCCAGGACAACACCCCAGCAAUCAAGUGGUCCAACAAGGCUGUUUCCACAUUCUUGCGCAACAUGGUCAUGGAAAGUAUGAAGACGAACGAGUAUGAGCUCAGUGAGUUGGCCCACAGGUUGCGUGAGGCCUUGAACGGUAGCGAUGACGAACUUUCCGGCAAUGGUCGUGAGUACGAGAUGAGAACCUUGGUAUAGGUUGGUGUUAUUUAUUUCCUGGACAUCGGGCUACAAUAUGAAUCUGAAGGGAAAAUGAGAAUAAGAGGCUUCGGAUACGUUAAUGAGUGAAAUACUCCUGAGCUAGGUAACGGGCGAAAAUAGCUAGUUCGAGGGUAGCAUGUGAAACCAAGUCCACCAGUCGACAAUUUCUGUUAGCACCUUUCCAUGCUGAUCUGGCAAAAUAGCCAGUAAUCAUGUAUAUUUAUUAUAUUUCUACAACUAAGAGUG